AUGCCUCUGCUGCUGUUCAUGUUUUUGACCAGUCUUCCUGCAGGAUUCUGUAAUACAGAUCCUCAAGAUGUCAACUUUGAGAUCCAUGUUUCCAGGAGGCUAUCAAGCAUCAACCUUCAAGGCACAUUAAGCAACAGUAUAGGCCAGCUCAGCGAGCUUGUUUACCUGGACCUCUCCUCCAACAUUGGCCUUAGUGGCCCACUGCCCAUUUCAAUCGGCAACCUCAGGCAGCUUACAACACUAAUCUUGGCUGGCUGCAGCUUCACAGGAGGCAUCCCCCAAGAGUUAGGAAACUUGGUGCAGCUCUCAUUCUUGGCACUAAACUCAAACAGCUUUACAGGCAGAAUUCCUGCUUCAAUUGGCCUACUCACCAACCUCUUCUGGCUAGACUUGGCAGAAAACCAGCUUUCUGGUCCUAUUCCAAUUUCAUCAACUACUUCCCCGGGACUUGACCUGCUUACUAACGCCAAACAUUUCCAUUUCAACAAAAAUCAAUUAACUGGUACUCUCAAUGGCCUCUUCAGCCCAAGCAUGAGACUUGAACACAUAUUAUUUGACAACAAUCAAUUGUUUGGUCCUAUCCCUGCUGAACUUGGUAGCAUCACUACCCUCCAGAUUCUAUUAGAUAAGAACAAAUUCACAGGAACAGUUCCGACCAACAUCAGCAACCUAGUCAACCUAAAUGGACUGAAUUUAGCAGACAACCAGCUGCGUGGAACAAUGCCAGAUCUCAGUACCCUGACAAAACUUAACGUGGUGGCACCGUUGUUCGCAGACUUGAACAACAAUGAGCACUUUCAGCAAUUGGAGACUAGCCUCUGGACAGAGCUGGGACUGCGCCCCGGUUCAGUUUUCCUUUCUGAUGUCCACUUCAACAGUGAUGGCUACAUCCAAGUCCAAGUGAGGCUAUUUCCAUUGGCUGGAAUAUCCUUCAACCUGUUAGAACUGACGAGGAUUGGCUUUAAUCUUAGCAACCAAAUUUAUAAGCCACCACAAGGUUUUGGACCGUAUUACUUCGUUGCAGAUCCAUAUGUCCACUUUGCAGCUUCAUGGGGAAUUGCUCAAAAAGACAGCGGAGGUGCUCCACAGCUGAAAGGAGCAAGGUUUUUUUCUUUUGAUGAACUGAAGAAUUGCACCAACAAUUUUGCAGAAAAUUAUGAAAUUGGAUCAGGAGGUUAUGGAAAGGUUUACAAGGGAAUUCUAGCAGAUGGAACAAGUGUGGCAAUAAAACGAGCAGAGUAUGGAUCAAAGCAAGGUGCAACGGAGUUCAAGAAUGAGAUUGAGCUGCUAUCCAGAGUUCAUCACAGGAACCUGGUAAGUCUGAUAGGAUUUUGCUACGAACAAGGAGAGCAGAUGCUGGUAUAUGAAUAUGUUUCCAAUGGGACAUUAAGGCACAACUUACAAGCAAAGGGGAUUUACCUGGAUUGGAAGAAGAGGCUCAGGAUUGCUCUAGGCUCAGCCAGAGGACUAGCAUAUCUUCAUGAGCUCGCCGAUCCACCUAUUAUCCACAGAGAUGUCAAGUCCACAAAUAUCCUUUUGGAUGACAACUUUAAAGCAAAAGUUGCUGAUUUUGGUCUGUCAAAGCUAGUUGCAGACACCGAAAAGGGCCACGUUUCCACUCAAGUCAAAGGAACACUGGUAGUUUCUUCGGUUACAUUACUUCAUCAAUUAUUACUAAUGUUUUGGUUAGCUCUGUUGGUUACUCUUGUCGUUGAUGGUCACUUUCAUCUCUAG
Phragmites australis (common reed) is the source of this 1734-nucleotide messenger RNA. RefSeq names its product probable leucine-rich repeat receptor-like protein kinase At5g49770. NCBI's taxonomy places the organism in Eukaryota, Viridiplantae, Streptophyta, Magnoliopsida, Poales, Poaceae. Gene Ontology annotation, molecular function: protein binding; protein kinase activity; ATP binding. Gene Ontology annotation, biological process: protein phosphorylation. The record is from RefSeq and is a predicted model, not a curated record. The transcript has 13 exons. The coding region runs from base 1 to 1734 and encodes 577 amino acids.